AGGCAGUUCAUAACACAUCGGUUCAUUCCAGUAUAUACAAGCCAUGGCCGCCCAGGAAAUUGAGUCGAAGAAGCGGAAGAGAAAGCACAAGAGCAAGAAGGGAGACGACGACGCUGCAGCGGCGCAGCCAGCCAACGGUGCGACUGAGACGGAGAGUGUGAAACCCCGCAAGAAGGCAAAAAAGGAGCAUACGCCCGAGCCCGACGUCGAGGAUGUCGCUGAUAGCACCCUUAAUGAGCAGGAAGAAGAUGAGGAAAGUGAGGAAGAACUGAAUCAGGAGCUUAAAAAGAUCGCCGCGGAGACCGAUGUCGCGAAGGUGGACGCUGAGCCUGAGUCGGCGGAUGGAGAGAAUGGGGAAGCUCCCACCGAUCUUCCCUCCGGAGCGAACGUCUCACUACCAACCGUUGACGAUCCGAAGAAGUUCUCCGAUUUGAACCUAAGCGACCGCACCAACCAAGCGAUUAAAGAGAUGGGCUUCGAGGACAUGACAGAGAUUCAGCGGAGAGCUAUACCGCCCUUAAUGGCAGGCAAGGACGUGCUUGGAGCUGCAAAGACUGGGUCGGGGAAGACUCUCGCUUUCUUAAUUCCUGCGGUGGAGAUGCUGUCGGCGAUGCGCUUCAAGCCCCGCAACGGUACUGGUGUCAUCGUCGUCUCACCCACGAGAGAGCUCGCUCUACAAAUUUUUGGAGUUGCGCGGGAGCUCAUGGAGAAGCACUCGCAAACGUUUGGUAUUGUCAUCGGAGGUGCGAACCGGAGAGCGGAGGCUGAGAAACUCGUCAAGGGUGUAAAUCUGCUCAUUGCGACUCCCGGACGGCUUCUGGAUCAUCUGCACAAUACCCAGGGUUUUGUUUUCAAGAACCUGAAGAGUUUGAUCAUCGACGAGGCGGACCGGAUAUUGGAAGUUGGUUUCGAAGACGAAAUGAGAUCUAUAAUCAAAAUCCUGCCCAAGGACCGUCAGACCAUGCUUUUCUCGGCGACACAGACGACGAAGGUCGAGGAUCUCGCCCGUAUCUCGCUCAAACCGGGUCCGCUCUACAUCAACGUGGACUACCGCAAAGAGCAUGUGACGGUCGAGGGACUCGAACAGGGCUACGUCGUCUGCGACUCUGACGUUCGAUUCAAACUCCUCUUCUCCUUUCUCCGGAAACACCAAAAGAAGAAGAUCAUCGUCUUCUUCAGCUCGUGCAACAGUGUCAACUUUUACUCUGAACUACUCAACUACAUCGACCUUCCCGUGUUGGCGCUCCAUGGCAAGCUCAAGCAGCAGGUCCGGACGAACAAGUUUUUCGAGUUUUGCAAUGCCACAUCGGGGACGCUUAUCUGCACGGACGUAGCGGCAAGAGGGCUCGAUAUCCCUGAGGUGGACUGGGUUAUUCAGUUUGAUCCUCCUGAUGACCCACGGGACUACAUCCACCGUGUUGGCCGUACAGCGCGUGGUGCCAAUGGCAAGGGCCGGUCACUGAUGUUCUUGCUGCCAUCAGAACUGGGCUUCUUGUCCCUUCUCAAGGAAGCGCGUGUGCCGCUGGUGGAGUUUGAAUUGCCUGCGAACAAGAUCCUCAAUAUUCAGAGCCAACUGGAGUCGCUGAUCAGCAAAAAUUACUAUUUAAAUAAGUCCGCCAAAGAUGGAUACCGUUCCUACCUCCAGGCGUACGCCUCGCACAGUCUGCGGUCCGUCUUCGACGUGCACAAGCUCGAUCUAGUGAAGGUGGCAAAGAGCUUCGGAUUUGCAACUCCGCCGCGGAUCGAUAUUUCGCUGGGGGCGAGUUUGAGCAGAGACAAGAAGAUCGAGGGCAGGAGAGCGUAUGGGAGCCAACCGCGGCAAGGAAACCGGCCUCACAAGCCCAAGAGGGGAUAAGCAUGCAUCCUAGAAAUGCUAGGACUGGUGUUUGGAGUUUGCACGUGUAAAAGGGGGGAAUCCUAUGAGUUUUCGGAUAUGCAGCUAGCUCUCAUGUAGUCCUAUGCCGAACGUUUUCUGUCUGAGAUGACACUAAA
Molecule: messenger RNA, 1992 nt
Organism: Westerdykella ornata
Lineage: Eukaryota; Fungi; Ascomycota; Dothideomycetes; Pleosporales; Sporormiaceae
Product: ATP-dependent RNA helicase HAS1
Exons: 2
Coding region: 44-1855 (603 amino acids)
Biological process (GO): maturation of LSU-rRNA from tricistronic rRNA transcript (SSU-rRNA, 5.8S rRNA, LSU-rRNA)
Cellular component (GO): nucleolus
Molecular function (GO): nucleic acid binding; ATP binding; RNA helicase activity
Source: RefSeq, a predicted model, not a curated record